Messenger RNA from Eurypyga helias (sunbittern), 269 nucleotides. Its product is annotated as class II histocompatibility antigen, B-L beta chain. Gene Ontology annotation, biological process: peptide antigen assembly with MHC class II protein complex; immunoglobulin production involved in immunoglobulin-mediated immune response; antigen processing and presentation of exogenous peptide antigen via MHC class II. Lineage: Eukaryota; Metazoa; Chordata; Aves; Eurypygiformes; Eurypygidae. Gene Ontology annotation, cellular component: MHC class II protein complex. The annotation marks the transcript as partial. The transcript has a single exon. Gene Ontology annotation, molecular function: MHC class II protein complex binding. The record is from RefSeq and is a predicted model, not a curated record.
UUCGCCCCGAGGUGGAAAUCUACCCCAUGGAGUCGAGCUCCCUGCCCCAGACCGACCGGCUGGUGUGCGCCGUGAUGGAUUUCUACCCCGCGGACAUCGAGGUGAAGUGGUUCCGCAACGGGCAGGAGGAGACGGAGCGCGUGGUGUCCACGGACGUGAUGCAGAACGGAGACUGGACCUACCAGGUGCUGGUGCUGCUGGAAACCAGCCCGCGGCGCGGGGACACCUACGCCUGCCGGGUGGAGCACGUCAGCCUGGAGCACCCCCUC